Molecule: messenger RNA, 1923 nt
Organism: Ceraceosorus guamensis
Lineage: Eukaryota; Fungi; Basidiomycota; Exobasidiomycetes; Ceraceosorales; Ceraceosoraceae
Product: glucose-repressible alcohol dehydrogenase transcriptional effector
Exons: 2
Coding region: 1-1923 (640 amino acids)
Biological process (GO): nuclear-transcribed mRNA poly(A) tail shortening
Cellular component (GO): cytoplasm; nucleus; CCR4-NOT complex
Molecular function (GO): poly(A)-specific ribonuclease activity
Source: RefSeq, a predicted model, not a curated record
AUGGGUAUGAGCGUCGGCGGGCACUCGACUUCCUCCAGCAGCCAGCCUUCAGCAAUCAACAGCGCCCAUUGGAAUCAGCAGCUUGUGAAAGCGGAGAUUUCGAGGGCUUCUUCCUCUCCACAUCAUCAUGCCAGAGCAGCUGCUCUGGCUGCUAGAAGCGCCACAUCUGCCGCCAUAGCCAUCCAAGAUCCGAACAAGGCUGGACGCGGAGCAGCCAAUGGCUUGCACUUGUCGAGCAGUCUGAAGAAGGACAACGCCGACGCAGCGAGCGAGGAUGGAGGUCACGCUAAUGGCAGAGCGGGUGCCAAUGGCAAGGCAGAGUCUGACAAGAAAGAGAAGAGCGGAGGCUGGACAACUAUCGACAUGGGUGGAUUGGGCCUCAAGAACCUGGCCAAGGAGGUGUUCAGGUACGAUUUCCUUACCUCGCUCUUUGUCAAUCACAAUGCUCUCUCCACAAUUUCCCCAGCCAUUAUGCAGCUGAAGAACUUGGCGAUCUUGGACGCGUCCGGAAACCGCCUAGUCAACCUGCCGCCGGAGAUGGGCAUGCUCACACAGUUGAGAGAGCUCUUCUUGUUCGACAACCAGCUCGAGACGCUUCCUCCCGAAAUGGGCACACUUUACCAGCUAGAGCUGCUGGGUGUGGAAGGCAAUCCUAUGCAGGAAAAUUUGCUCUCACUGGUGCAAAAGGACGGCACGCAAGCCUUGAUCGCUCACUUGCGGGAUACAUGCCAGGUGCCAAUGCCACCACCAGAAAGGGAGUGGAUCAAUAUUGAUGCGGAUUUGCCGCCCCCUCCGCCUGCCAAUGAAGAUGGCACACCAGUCCCACCUGGAGAAGUCUUCAACGUGCUAUCGUACAAUGUCCUCUGCGAACGGUAUGCGACUCCUCAGAUGUACGGCUACACGCCGAGCUGGGCAUUGGCUUGGGACUACAGGAAGGAGUUCAUCCUUCAAGAAGUCAUGAGCUACUCUGCCGACAUUUGCUGCCUGCAAGAAGUGGAUUCGGAGCAGUACGAGGACUACUUUUUGCACCACCUGUCCCAACAAGACUAUGAGGGCGUCUUCUGGCCCAAGAGUAGAGCGCGGACGAUGAGGGACGAGGAGAGGAGAAGGGUAGACGGUUGCGCUACUUUUUUCAAAUCUAACAAGUAUGCUCUGAUCGAAAAGCAGCUGAUCGAGUUCAACCAGACUGCUCUUCAAAGACCUGAUUUCAAAAAGACGGAGGACAUGUUCAACAGGGUCAUGACCAAGGACAACAUUGCUACGGUCUCGCUUUUAGAAAACAGACAGAGUGGAUCGAGGUUGAUCGUGGCCAAUGCGCACAUCUAUUGGGACCCCGAAUUCAGAGACGUGAAGCUAGUCCAAACCGCGAUGCUGAUGGACGAGCUAGAAAAGAUCGCAGCCAGGUUCGCGAAGUUUCCACCAAAGUUGGAUUUGGCGGAAGGGUAUCCACCUGCGCCAAAGUACUCCGACGGAACAAAGAUCCCAACCAUCGUAUGCGGUGACUUCAAUUCUGUUCCCAAGUCUGGCGUUUACGAGUACCUGUCUGGAGGAGCGAUUCGGGGCGAUCAUGAGGACUUCAUGUCGCACAUUUACGGCAACUAUACUUCGGAAGGACUUGGCCACAAGUUGCCACUCAAGAGCGCCUACGCCAAUAUGGGAGAGAUGGAGUUCACCAACUACACGCCUGGGUUCGAAGGUUGCAUUGACUAUAUAUGGUACAAUCAGAAUGCUCUGGCGGUCACAGGUUUGUUGGACGGUGUGGACAAAGGCUACUUGGAAAAGGUCGUCGGCUUUCCGAACGCCCACUAUCCUAGCGAUCACAUCUGUAUCCUGAGCGAGUUUAGGGUCAAACAUCCGAAAGAUCCGCCCGCAUCGAGACCUGCAAAUUUCGGCAACUCUUUCUCCAACAGGGAUAGGAGAUGA